Messenger RNA from Nilaparvata lugens (brown planthopper), 2335 nucleotides. RefSeq lists its product as uncharacterized. The transcript has 4 exons. The record is from RefSeq and is a predicted model, not a curated record. The coding region runs from base 120 to 887 and encodes 255 amino acids. Lineage: Eukaryota; Metazoa; Arthropoda; Insecta; Hemiptera; Delphacidae.
AUCAUUGCCACUUGCUGGUAUAAGUAGAGUAGUUAAUAUGACAUCUUUACAUAAUGCAAAACUUUCCAUGAGUGCAAACGUUUGUGUAACAUAAAUAACUCUUCAAGCAAAUUUUUCAAAUGGAUUUCAAAGUUCAUCUCCUCAUUUACAUUUGCGUUUUAAUGCAUGUGAUGGAUUCUAUAGAAGGUGUGAAUGAUCAUGCUCAUGAAUCUAGACCCGAAAAUGUCCGACUAUUAGGAAUUGAACCAGACCUUAAGCACGACAUGCUCGUAGGCAUGGAUAGACUCAAACCAGAAGAUGAUGAACGUAGUACAACUUAUUCAAAUUCAGGUCACAGAAGUAAGAGUAGCGAAGGAGCUUACCCAAAAGGAAUUUAUAGACUUAUCGUGUUGCCUUCAAAGCUACAAUCCAUCAGAGAAAACGAAUAUCACAAUUCUUUCCCGGUAGUGAAGUUCAAAUAUCUCAGAACGAGCAUAAACGAGGAAAGAGAUAUUCUGAAGAGUACAGAUGAAUUCCUCAGACCAGAAGGUAUGACGAUUUACAAAAGGAGGUUGAAUUUGGAUCGAAAUUUGACUCCAAUCAGACGGUCGACUGCUAUGAUAGGGUAUUUGGGAGAUAGAUCUAAGGUGGAGCAACAGUUAACUAUGGCAACUAGUUUGGUUUCAGAAGAAGACUCAAUGCCUGGAUCUUUAGUUGAUAAAUCAUAUUCAUCUCAGAUGAGAAGAGAUUACCUUGCUAGUCUGUUGAGGAGGAUUGUAGCUUCAAAAUACAAUCAUAGGAGUCAAGCUCUGGUCGCUGGUGGUUCAAAAUCAAGAUAUUCUGUGUCAGGAAGGGAGAAAAUUUGGAUUCUGACAAGCACCUCCAGGUUGUACCUCAGAAGAAGGUGAUUAGUUUGUCUGAAAGAGGUGACAUCAGUAAUCUUGAGGUUGUACCUCAGAAGAAGGCGAUUAGUUUGUCUGGAAGAGGUGACAUCAGUAAUCUUGAGGUUGUACCACAGAAGAAGGUGACUGGUUUAUCUGGAAUCCUCUCAAAAAGUGACGACAUUAGUAAUCUUUUAGUACGCAAACAACAAGAAACCCCCCAUUCUUUUGAUGGCAUCUUGAAUUUGGAGAAAGUCAGGUCGAAAAGAUCACUGGAAAGGAAUCCUGGGCUACUGGGGGAUGUGAAUGUUUCUGUCAACAAAGGAAGAACUAGGAGAGCUUCAAUUGAUCUCACAGGACUUCUGCCUCCCAUCAAACUUGACAUUGGUAGAUCGGCGCCUAAAACGGACAAUUCUGAGAGCACCGAGGAUCAAGAUGAAAAUGACGAGAGAAGUGCUAGAAUGAAUUCUAUCAACAAAGGCAGAACUAAGAGGGCUUCAAUUGAUCUCACAGAGCUUCUGCCUCCUAUUGAACUUGAAAUUGGUAGAUCGGCGCCCAAGUCGGACAAUUCUGAGAGCACCGAAGAUGAAGAUGAAAAUGACGAGAGAAGUACUAGAAUGAAAAUGGGUAAGACACGGACUAGGAGAUCAGUUGAGAAUCGUAAGAUGUCUCGGUUACUGGGAUCAGUGGAUGUCACUGUCCACAAGGGCAAAUCGAAGAGAGCCUCAAUAGAUCUCAGCGACCUGUUGCCUCCAAUGUCUCUUAAGAUUGGAAAAUCAGCCUCCAACUCUGGAAGUGCCAAGAGUCGAUCAAAGAGAGCCUCAGCGGAUCUUUCUGGCUUGUUACCCAAUGUCGACCUCCAAUUUGGGAAGUCUGAGAGAUCCGUUCCUGAUUCACCCCAAAAUAGAGAAUCAGUGGAUCUUUCUGGCUUGUUACCCCCUGUCGACCUCCAAGUUGGGAAGUCUGAGAGAUCCGUUCCUGAUUCACCCCAAAAUAGAGAAUCAGUGGAUCUUUCUGGCUUGUUACCCCCUGUCGACCUCCAUGUUGGGAAGUCUGAAAGGUCCGUUCCUGAUUCACCCCAAAAUAGAGCCUCAGUAGAUCUUUCUGGUUUACUACCCUCUGCCAAUCUCCAAGUAGGAAAGUCUGAAAGAUCCAUCCCCAAUUUACGCCAAAAUCCACUCGCACCUGCUUUAAUCCUGUACUCUGACACAAAAAUGGAUAGGGAAGUUCCUUAUCUGCAAGAUAUGUUGAGGUAUUUCAUGAAGAAACUUGCCAAGUGUGAUGACGAUCUCACCGAUGAAGAUUCGGAUUUGACUAAACAAACAUCCAAAAUAAAUUUGGAUAAUCCACUUAAAUGACUUCCAUAUUAUUAUUGAACGGUUUUCUUAUUCCACCAUAUAAAUUGGAGGGAUUUAGGAAUCUAUUAAAUAUAUUAAUUAAUGUAUUAUUCUCAAAUGAAUCAUGUUAAAUCACAA